AUGGCUCGGGCGGCAUGGCUGUUCUCCGCCAUCAAAUGGGACUGGCUCCGCCCUAAAUUUAUAGGCACACUACAGGCAACCACUGCCAGCCCAGGCCUAGAAAGGAAAUCCAAGAACAUCAUCGUCGAAGCGGCGACGGCGGCGGACGAGACGAACUCUCUGCGGGCCGUGGAUCUCGUGGUGCUCGUGUCCAUGCUGGUCGAGGUACACCUGUACCUGACGGAGGAGCACUCGCAGGACAUCCACGAUGGCAAGGAGGAUGAUGAUCUUGGCGGCUGUAUGAAGGAAGAAGACCAGGCUGGCGUUUUUGGUCAUCGGGGACUUGAGAGCGAUUAG
Molecule: messenger RNA, 336 nt
Organism: Aspergillus udagawae
Lineage: Eukaryota; Fungi; Ascomycota; Eurotiomycetes; Eurotiales; Aspergillaceae
Exons: 2
Coding region: 1-336 (111 amino acids)
Source: RefSeq, a predicted model, not a curated record